AUGGAGAAAGCAAUUGAGAGGCAAAGGGUUCUGUUGCACCACAUUAGCCCUUCAUUCACUUCUUCUUCACUUGAAAAUAUUGAUUCUUCUAUCUCUGCAUCUUUAUGUUCAGCCGGGGACAGUGCAGCGUACCACAGGACUUCUGUGUUUGGCGAUGAUGUGGUGAUAGUGGCUGCCUAUCGAACUGCACUUUGCAAGUCAAAGAGGGGUGGCUUUAAAGAUACAUAUCCUGAUGAUUUACUUGCACCAGUUUUAAGGACUUUGAUUGAAAAAACGAAUGUGAAUCCAAGUGAAGUUGGCGAUAUUGUUGUGGGCACAGUACUGGCGCCAGGCUCCCAGAGAGCAAGUGAAUGCAGGAUGGCUGCAUUUUACGCCGGUUUUCCUGAAACUGUACCAGUUAGAACUGUGAAUAGGCAAUGUUCGUCUGGUCUUCAAGCCGUAGCUGAUGUCGCUGCAGCCAUCAAAGCUGGAUUUUAUGAUAUUGGGAUUGGUGCUGGGCUUGAAUCUAUGACUGCCAAUCCUAUGGCUUGGGAAGGAGAUGUCAAUCCAAGAGUAAAAUCAAUGGAACAAGCGCAAAAUUGUCUUCUUCCAAUGGGUGUUACUUCAGAAAAUGUUGCCCACCGCUUCGGUGUGACAAGGCAGGAGCAAGACCAGGCCGCAGUGGAAUCACAUAGAAAGGCUGCUGCUGCAACUGCAUCUGGGAAAUUUAAGGAGGAGAUAGUACCGGUGAAAACUAAGAUUGUUGACCCAAAAACUGGAGAUGAGAAACCUGUUACAAUAUCUGUUGACGAUGGGAUAAGGCCAAACACCACAGUUGCUGACCUGGCAAAGCUAAAGCCUGUAUUCAAGAAAGGUGGUACAACCACAGCAGGAAAUUCUAGCCAAGUCAGUGAUGGAGCUGGAGCUGUGCUUCUCAUGAAGAGAAGUGUUGCAAUGCAGAAAGGACUUCCAAUCCUUGGUGUAUUCAGGAGCUUUGCUGCUGUUGGUGUUGAUCCAGCAAUCAUGGGUGUUGGUCCAGCAGUUGCAAUUCCUGCUGCAGUCAAAUCUGCUGGUCUUGAACUUGAUGAUAUUGAUCUUUUUGAGAUAAAUGAGGCAUUUGCAUCGCAAUUUGUACAUUGCCGGAAGAAACUGGAACUUGAUCCUGAGAAGAUCAAUGUUAAUGGAGGUGCAAUGGCUAUUGGGCAUCCUUUGGGUGCAACAGGAGCCCGCUGUGUUGCUACCUUGUUGCAUGAGAUGAAGCGCCGUGGCAAAGAUUGUCGCUUUGGUGUCAUUUCAAUGUGUAUAGGAACGGGAAUGGGAGCUGCUGCUGUUUUCGAAAGAGGUGACUCCUGUGAUGACCUCUGCAAUGCUCGAAAGAUUGAAACUCAUAAUUUCCUGUCAAAGGAUUCUCGAUAA
Molecule: messenger RNA, 1395 nt
Organism: Fraxinus pennsylvanica
Lineage: Eukaryota; Viridiplantae; Streptophyta; Magnoliopsida; Lamiales; Oleaceae
Source: the annotation of a GenBank genome assembly